Messenger RNA from Coniophora puteana RWD-64-598 SS2, 1584 nucleotides. RefSeq lists its product as uncharacterized. Gene Ontology annotation, molecular function: oxidoreductase activity. The record is from RefSeq and is a predicted model, not a curated record. The transcript is spliced from 6 exons. Bases 1 to 1584 code for a protein of 527 amino acids. Lineage: Eukaryota; Fungi; Basidiomycota; Agaricomycetes; Boletales; Coniophoraceae.
AUGUCCUUCAAAGCAGCGCAGCCACUCUUCCCGCCUCCUUCAGGUCCACCCUCGUCCCUGUCACCUCAGAGAUGGCCAGGAAUUACGCCAGACACAACGCGGUCUCUCCUCAAGACGCUCGAAGACAACCACAAGCGAUGGCAUAUCUUUUUUGACAUGGAGAAGGAGUUCCACGAUCAUGCAUCCCACCAUCUGCUCGCCAUCUGGGCGAUGGGCGCUCAGGGGCCCGUCAUCGAGGCUGCCUAUCAGACUCACUGCGAAUUCCAGACCCCGGCGUUCGACUCUCCAGGUCCCAUCGACCAUAACAACUUCUGGGAUCAUCUCGGAAAUCAAAAGUACUAUCAGGCAUAUCUAGCGUUCUUCCGAGAAGAGUUGCAGAAGAAGGGUUUCUCAAAGACGUUCGAGGAAUAUGUCUUUUCGAAAAAGGCCAACUACAAUGAUGAGCUGGUCGCGCAGGGAAAGAAACAUCCAGAGAUGCUGAAUCGCAUCGUUGAUGGCUUAUUCCAUCCCUACAUCCACGUCGGCUACGGGGCCGAGUUUGGGCUCUUGGGUCAGGCAGCCGAGGGCCUCGCUAUGACGGCUAUUCACCCCGCUCUCUCUAGCGACCUCCUUCCGCCCGCCUUCUUCAGUGAACCUUCCAUUGGCGAAACCAUCUCCAACACCGUCAGCUCGCUCACCAACCUUUCGCUCGACGACUUCCUCUCUCCAUCGCUGCCCGACCUCGCCUCGCUCUCCGCGAGCAAAGUCUCCGUGCAUCCAUUCACGAUCCUCGCCCGCGUCCAAACCGAUAAAAGGUUCGAUAACGUGCCCGCGCCGAACCCGUUCACGUUGUACGAGGACCUCAUCGGCAAAUACGGCCCCGCAAUCCGCGAGUACGCCGCGCUCUGGCAGCCUAAUACGAGCAGCCCGGCGCUUGUCGCGAGUCAUGUCGAAGAGCUAUCGUGGUUGAACGUGAUCAUCUAUGGCAUUGCUGGGUGGAAGGAAGACGGGCGGUAUAAUGCCGAUUUCUUCUACAUGCACCUAGUCACCUCCGUGCUAUUCACCCCCUCCCUGCUCGCCUACCUCACCCCCUCCUCCCAAUCUCUCCUCCUGCGCGCCUACUUCGCCGUCGCCCUCGCAUGGUACGUCAUCCGCGGGCGCCCCGCACUCCACAUCGCCCCCUUCCUGCGCGGCACCUCCGCGCUCCUCACGCACCCAACCCUGCGCGGCCCCGCGCCCUCCCCGUCCAAAGAGACACUGCCGAGCCCGUCCGACGCGCUCGCGCACACGCCCAACGCGUGGCUGCCCAUCGUGCAGACGACGCUCGUGCACCCCAACGACCACCUGUGCAAGAUCCAGCGCGCGCUGGCGCACUUUGGGAGCGCGUACGGCACGCGCGAGCGCGGGCACUGGGGGGAGACGGAGCUCGCGGGCGCGGAGGAGCUUGAUGGGAGUCUGUUUCUGCGUGUGGCGAGGCUCACGGCGGACAGGCUGCAGUGGAUGCGCGAGGGCGAGGAGAGGGAGCAGUUUGAUUUUGGUGGGUUUUAUGCGACGGAGCGGGAGAAGGAGGUGCAUAACGUGGCGGGAGUGGAUGUGCUUGUGUAA